Molecule: messenger RNA, 1813 nt
Organism: Panonychus citri (citrus red mite)
Lineage: Eukaryota; Metazoa; Arthropoda; Arachnida; Trombidiformes; Tetranychidae
Product: calcineurin-binding protein cabin-1-like
Exons: 3
Coding region: 119-1813 (564 amino acids)
Biological process (GO): chromatin organization
Cellular component (GO): nucleus
Molecular function (GO): protein binding; nucleosome binding
Source: RefSeq, a predicted model, not a curated record
AUUGACCGACACAUUGCUAAAUCUAUUACGAUCUUGUCUAAAGAAUGGUCAUGGAACAUCUAUUGAUCGAGAAUUGGCCAUCAAAUUGUUAAAAUUAGGAACUGAAGAUUACAACGUAAUGGCCUGGACUUGUAUUCUACAAACUUUCAUAAACGAGAUGCGAUGUGGACACAUUGACGAAGGGCAAAUCACUUAUUUAAUUAACUCAAUUCAUGAAUAUCUUGGGAAUAAAGGAGUUUGUUGUCAUUCCAAUGGAGAGUUUUUAUCUCUUUCACUCGAUUAUUCGAUCAAUCAAUCAACUAUCCUGAGAGAGAAAUUAAUUCUUAGCUGUCUUGGUUGUUUUUACAAACAAUUAGAAUGUAACUUUCUAUCAGCUCAUCCUGAAUCGGGAGUUUCUUUACAUUGGAAGGACAUGAAUACUAUUUAUAAUCAUUUUAUUCCUAAAACUUUUCCAACUUUUGAUAGUGAAAAAUGUGAUUCUAUCAAUGCAAAUACUGCAGAGCUGUUACUCAAAUUGCUUUCCAAGGUCCCUGAAAAUUUAAAUCCUGAAAGAUUUUCCAAUUCUGUCAAAGAAUAUGUCGAUCAUGGAAAAUCCAUUGAGCCGUCAUCAAGUAUUCCAAAAGAUCAUGUUACUCAAGAUCUUUACUAUUAUCUAGCUGAUUAUUACUUAAAAAACAAAGAGGUUCUAAAAGCCGUGCAAUUUUAUAUUCUUGAUUUAACUUUAAAUCGAAAUCGAUUCGAUUCAUGGGUUGGCUGUGCACUCGCAAUAACAAGUCAAAUUGAUCAAUCUUCUUCAACUAAUGGUCGAGUUUUCUACUCAUCUACUCAUGAGGUGUUGCUUUUUGGGCAAAAAGCAUUUCGUUGUUACAAUAAAGCGACUCCAUUGAAAGAUAAUAAUUCCAAGGUAUGGUUCGAAUAUGGAAAGUGCGCUUAUAACAUUGCGAGUUAUAUUUCUCGAGUCAUGAAAUUUGGACCAGUUUUGGAGAAUUCACAAAAGGAAGAGAUGAAUAAACAGCGAAAGAAAUUCUUAGAACAAGCUCGCGUUUGCUUCGAAUCAGCUAACAAAUUUGCCAAUGCUGACGAAAUUAUGAUGAAUUAUUAUUUCUUAGGAAAAAUCGCUGAGAGAAGUGACAUCUCAGAGGCACUUCGUUAUUACGAAUUAUCUUUGUCUCAUUUUGUCUCAAAUGGAGAUAUUUCUGGAAUUAAUAAUGUCAAUUCUAUUCAUUAUCGUUUUGGCAUUGAAAUUCACUAUCGUAUUCACGCUUAUGCCCUCAAGUAUAAUCAAAGAGAUAAAACUCUAUCACCGGAAAUACUGGAGGUUCUAACUCGUGCAGAAAAAAGUAUUACUCUCUUUGAUUCUGUGUCAAGAAAUAAUGAAACCAUUGAUGAUACCGGAAAGGGAAUUUCUGAUUUGGAUACUGUGAAAAGUGAAGACCAACGAUUACAUCGAAAAAUCAUAAAUCUGUGUCGUGAAGCGAUGCUUAGAAUAUUAAGAUGUUCUCCAGGUCAUUACAAAGCUCUUUCUCGAAUGGCUUAUCUUUAUUCUCUUUCUGAAGAUUUUGCAAACGCUCGAAAGAUACUCACCGAGCCAUUUGAACCGCCAACUCAUCCUCAAAGUUCUACUACUUCCGAAAUUGGGGAUAAUUCAACUGAAACAGUAAAAUCUUCACCCAUUCAAGAUCUUUUCGACACGACUAAAUGUAACUAUUAUAUAUUCCAUGGAAUCCUGAAGACAUUGAACUACUCAAUCGAGAGACCAGGAAGUUUCUGUACUCACAUCCGUCGAUCGACAGAUUUACUGAUUGAUGAAUAA